AUGCCUUGGCUCCGAGACGUCAAAUACUCGCAGGGCGAAUGCAUCGCCUUGAUCCACGACUACUAUAACUUCCUCAUAAAAAUGUAUGCUGACGAGUCGGCCUUCAUCUGGCCUCCUCCAGACGGCUGGCCGACAAUCACAGCAGCAAGCCUACGAGGAUUGGGCAAGUCAAACGACGUAAUCGAGUUACUCCGUCACAUACCCUAUAGACGAGUCAAUACGGAGAUCCAGAGUGCCCCCUAUAGCACAUUCUUGGACUGGACUUGGGUCGGCAAAUGCGGUGUACAACAAGGAGACGAGGACUGGAAGGUUGAUGCGGAGGGCAUCGCCAACUACCAAAACGUGCCAUCUACUGUUGUGGGCCUUACAGAAGAACUGGGCGUCGUCUACGGGGUCGGAUGUCAGGGUGAGCUUCAGGAAGACACUGCAAGGGAACAAAUCCUUGACAAUCCAGAGGAUUAUGCGGCAGAAGGCGAGGUCGACUGGCGCAGCGACGGGGCAUGCUGGAGUAUUCCCGAUUGUUUUGAGGUCCUGAAGACCAUUAUCGGCAACUUCACUUUGUUCCGAUAA
Purpureocillium lilacinum is the source of this 570-nucleotide messenger RNA. The record is from RefSeq and is a predicted model, not a curated record. Lineage: Eukaryota; Fungi; Ascomycota; Sordariomycetes; Hypocreales; Ophiocordycipitaceae.